UUAAUCCACCCUGGAAGCCGGUUUUAAAAUAAAUGAGUUAAGCCUUUUGUAGAUCGAAGUCAGCAUGCAGAAGGCUCUGUUUAUGUAACAGAAGUAAUUUAAGUCUUCAUGAGCUAGGGUAAGAGUUAAAAUACUGGCAAAGUGUGCUCCUCACUGUGAAUUUGAGGGACGCUUGCCCCUCUAAUGGCUUCAGAAUACAUUUAUUUCAGAUUCUUAACGUCUUCACUUAAGGCAGUUGGUUACGUUUGAGGGACAAGAGGAUCAAUUGUCAAGCAGCACUUGAUAAAAACUUGGAGACGUCUUGCACAACCGAUAAAAUCAUCAGAUGCUUUUCACUUUGUAAUCUCCCGCAAGUCACGCUGUAAGGAGUGCUUAAUGGCUUCGACCAAGUCUCCCUGCUAAGUCAAGCUUUAUUUCAGUUGAGAGCACAAUCGCUUGGCAAAACCACAGAAGGAUGGGUAGUGCCAAACUGCAUGUGGAAUAACACAUGACUUCAUGUUGGAAAGGAAGUUUAGAAUUUUUUAUUUCAGAGAUGUAAAUCAUGUAUUCAGUAAGAAGUAGCUGAUGUUUCAAUGAACUUUGUCAGUUAUUUCAAAUGGCAGCAAGAGGAAUGCUAGGCAUGCUAUACGCCUAACUGCUCCGUAGGCGUAUAGGUUACGGUAACACGCAGACGCGUUAGAAUGACGACGCAAAGGGCUGACCUUUGCGUUACAUCAGCCACGCUGAUGUAUGGAGACGGGCUAAAGAAACAGGGUGUGUUCAGCCUAGAGGAGGGAGGAUCUGACCACAGUCUUCCAUUACCGAGGAACUAGUUGCAGAGAAAGGUGGAGGUGCGCUCUUCACAAGGGAGCCUGGUGAUAGGGCAGGAGGCUACAGGAGUGAGGUGCUCCAGGGAGAAUUGCUUGGAUGUGGGAAAAAUGUUCUUCAAUUUAGCGCAGUUAAUGACAAAGAGGUUGCGCAGUGAAGUGCUGGAAUCUGCCUUGAAGACUUGCCUUGUCAGGGUCCUGGGUCUUUUCCGCUGAGGCCCCGCUUCCCACAGAAAGUGGGACCAGUGAUCUCUGGGGGCCCUGGGCAACCUAGACGUUUUUGUUCUGUGAUUUACAUUGCCAAGCUGUCGCAGGUUGCCACUGAGCUGAAACAGAGGCUCUAGUUUUACAUGGGCUUUUCCCUAGUCUUACUGAGUAAUGCCAACAAUAACACCAAUUGUUUUGAGAACUCUUGAGCAAUUAAUGAGCUGCCUGAGCUUAAAUUUAAUAUGUAGUCGUAGUAGCCACAGUACAUUAAAAAACCAGUGCCCGGUGUGUUGUACGUAAUGGCUAUGCAACACUGAAAAAACACUGUUUUCUGAAAAUCGGAACUGUCAGUUUGAAACUAUUUCAGGAUGCCUUAAUUUUUUGCUAGUGAGCACAGACUAAGCCUUCAAUUAGAAUAAAAUUUGUCAUCAUCUAAAUUCAUGCAUUUUUUGAAGUCAUGAAGUUUUUACUCAGCCACAAGUUUUUCAGUUCUCUUACACUGAUUUUUAGAUGAGUGCUCUGCAAGAAAUAUAUACACAUCUGUUAACAAAUUCUAAGCGGGGGAUUGAACCAUAAAUGGGUGUUCCCCAGUUUGACAGAAUUUGCCUUUUUGACGAGUUCAAGGUCACUAAGUUCAACAAGCCUCCUGAGCUGGUACUGCUGCAGAAGGAAAUGCUGUUACCCUUUUGUUCUUACUGCCCUUGUUCCUGCAUUUGUGUGGUUCCAUGGUGAAUUAGGUGGAGAAACUCAACUAAAUUAAAGAGAGACUUGUAAGAGGGGAAAAAAAGUCCUUUGUCAGUGAGUUGGUUUUGGUUCACUGCACUGCAGCAGGAAGAACUGCAUUUGUUGUCACCAGGCAGGGUGGUAGAGGAUGAAAUCUUCCACACAGUGCUGGUCCAUUCUAACUUAAGCUGUAGUGUGUCGACCACUAAGGGAGUGGAUACAAUGAUGCAGAAAUUUGAUUUCACGUUCUUUACUCAACUUACUGUCUCAGAGCCUUCACAAUUAUUCUUGUCUGUAGUUAUUGCAUGCAGCAUCAGCAUUGGUAGUUUGUAAGUAAUCUGGCUGCCACUGUUUCAUACAUGAUCAGUCAGUACUGUGAGAUUUUGCAGGAGAAUGCAAUGCUCCUUGUCUCUCAUGGAUUUCAGAUUGUGGUGCUUCAUGGUGCUCUUUGCAGCAAACUUACUCAGUUUCUCAGAUGGGUCACUUCAAAUGCUUUCUGAAUUCUGCUGAGAAGUCUUUCUCCAUGCCUGAAGAUGAAGAGCCAUCAGAAGUGUCUUUACUUGCUUGGCUUGGAGGGGAGCUUAAGACAAAUGAUACCUGUUUUGUAAGCUUUUGGUUGACAAUUGCAUUUUUCGCACUCUCUGGUCUGGAUAUGUUGGAUUCCUUAGAUGUGGUGAACAAAGAUGAUAUAAUAGAAUGGAUUUAUUCCCUGCAGGUCCUUCCCACAGAAGACAGGUCAAACUUGAAUCGCUGUGGGUUCAGAGGCUCUUCGUAUUUAGGGAUGCCAUUCAAUCCCUCCAAGGGUCCAGGUAUAUCUCAUCCCUACGAUAGCGGGCACAUAGCAAUGACUUACACAGGUCUGUCAUGUCUGGUUAUUCUUGGAGAUGACUUAAGUCGAGUAAAUAAAGAUGCCGUACUGGCAGGACUGAGAGCUCUCCAGCUAGAGGAUGGAAGUUUCUGUGCAGUACUGGAAGGAAGUGAGAAUGAUAUGAGGUUUGUGUACUGUGCUUCCUGCAUCUGCUACAUGCUCGAUAACUGGUCAGGCAUGGAUAUGAAAAAAGCAAUAGACUACAUUAGAAGAAGUAUGUCUUACGAUAACGGCCUGGCACAGGGAGCUGGACUGGAAUCUCAUGGUGGCUCUACAUUUUGUGGUAUUGCAUCGCUGUGUUUGAUGGGUAAACUGGAGGAAGUUUUUUCGGAAAAAGAACUGAACAGAAUAAGAAGGUGGUGUAUAAUGAGACAACAGAAUGGCUACCAUGGACGACCCAACAAACCUGUAGACACUUGCUAUUCCUUUUGGGUGGGAGCAACAUUGAAGCUCUUGAACAUAUUCCAAUAUACAAAUUUUGAGAAAAACCGAAAUUACAUCCUGUCAACUCAAGAUCGCCUUGUUGGUGGAUUUGCCAAGUGGCCAGAUAGCCAUCCAGAUGCUUUACAUGCCUACUUUGGGAUCUGUGGCUUGUCGUUAAUUGGAGAAUCUGGUAUUUGCAAAGUUCAUCCUGCCCUGAAUGUAAGCACAAGAACCUCAGAGCGCCUUCACCACCUUCAUCAGAUCUGGAACAAGGACUCUAAACAGUGUUCAGAUGACACACACCUCUCUACAUGACUGAUUUAGACUUGAAUUUAGUUCUGGUAGCAUAAUUGUAGCCCAAGGUUAAAAGCCAUGUAUAACCAAUGUGCUCUUUUAAGUGCUGGAGUCAUACAAUCAGAUCUGUGUUGCUGGCAUCACUUUGAUAGGGAGUUGCCUUCAGCAGGUUAUUCUGCAUUGUGAAAAAAUAUUUUGAUUAUAUAGGAGUUUGUCACCGCAGACUGUAAAUGGCUCUUCAAAUGGCUUUACUUCUAAGAAAUCCCUUGAGGCGUUUAAACUUCAUUUUUAUUUUAUUUUUUUAAAUUUGUGCAUACUGUGUCAAAAGAUAUAAUGGGGAUGUAUUUUCAAAAUCUGUUUACAUAUCAUACAGUAUAGCACAGAACCUUGGAGUUCUUUAUGAUCUUAAUGUUUGACAUAUUUUUGGGUAGAGAAUCUCCCAUAUUAAGUCUUAGUUAAAAGUUACCUUUUAUCGUGUACUUUCAGAUUCCAUAAGCUUUGUUUAAAAAAAAAUCAAGUAAAUACAAAUAAAAUUAUUUUAUUCAAUAUAC
This is a messenger RNA of Egretta garzetta (little egret), 3872 nucleotides long. It is a transcript of the gene PGGT1B, whose product is annotated as protein geranylgeranyltransferase type I subunit beta. Gene Ontology annotation, molecular function: CAAX-protein geranylgeranyltransferase activity. Gene Ontology annotation, biological process: protein geranylgeranylation. Lineage: Eukaryota; Metazoa; Chordata; Aves; Pelecaniformes; Ardeidae. Gene Ontology annotation, cellular component: CAAX-protein geranylgeranyltransferase complex. The record is from RefSeq and is a predicted model, not a curated record.